GUAUAAUUAGUCAAAAGGCACAAUUAUUUUAACAUUUACACGUAUUAGUUAAUUUUUUAUUUAAAAACAUGGAUCCACCGAGUCCAGAACACCAAACUAGUGAUUUUGAAGUCCAGAAAAAAAUGGAGGACGAACACUUACGGUUACAGAGACAAGUUCGCAUGAUACAGACAGACAGGCAGCACCGCUCGCUCGGAGUCCACCCACAGUUCCGGCGACAGGACCAUCUGUUGCGCACUCUUAAGAAGGAGUACCUCAACCUUUAUAAGGACCUUAAGAUAGCAAGGUCAGGGGCACAUAAGAAGAAUGAUAAGAAGAUGAAAAAGGAGUUGACGCGAGCCCUCCUCACACGGACUCAACAUGAAGAAGAAUGCGAAGAAAGACUUACUCUAAUGGAGCAAGUAGAGGAAUUGUUGCACCGAAAGAAUAAAGAGUUACUUCAAAUAAAUAGCAAAGUCAUAGCGAAUAUUGGAGAGCUAGAAGUACGCAGAGGUCUCAGUGAGAAUAGACUACAGUCUGCUGAGAAUAAACUCGAGGUGGCUAUGUGGAGAUUCAACGAGGUGCAGUGCGAGAAUAAGAAGAUUCGACGGGAGAUUGAGCAUAUGCUCAAUGAUAGAGCACUCUUCAACCAAUCCUGGACUAAAAUGAUGUCAGCUCUGGACAAAGGCAAGAAGUUCCUAACGGAUCUAUUCGAGUCGUCCACACUGGCGUACGACCAGAGAGACGAGUGGUGCUCCAAGCUAAAGUCUGCUCAAGAGAAAGGGAAAGUUGAUCAGAUGGUGCAAGUCCAGGAAAUGAGGGACUUACAAAAAGCCUUUGACCAUGAGAUGAAGUUGUACAACUUCUUAGCAAAGAAAGGUGUCAUGAGAAUCAACGAGAAGGCGGAGAAGACAGAGGAGGCGCAGAAGAAGAAACAAGAAGAAGAUAUCGAGAAGGAUUUGGAAGCGCAUUCUAAAAUAUUCAGCGACAUUAAUGAUUACACAAACGAGUACGAUGUCAACAAAAUAAUAGAGCAAUUCGAGCGCGUGGAACAUGAGAACUUCUCCAUAUACAAGCUGCUGAACGAAUACUGCGCUGAAAAUGAAGUGUUGAAGAGAGGGAAGGAAAAACUGAUACAGGAAAUUGUGGACAGAAGAGACUGGAACGAGAAGAUGGAAGAUAAAAGGCAGAAGGAGUUGCAAGAGUUACGAGACAAAUUGGAGAAACAGAAGUUGGUUACAGAAGAUAAAAAGAAGCAAUUAACGCAGAAGGUGCAACUUCUGAAUGACACUAUGGAGAAAGUUGAAGAGCUAUUCAAGAUGCUAGACUGUUCCCUGGAGCCCUACCAGAAUCUCCUAGGCGACAAGCAACCGUCCCUCCACCACGUCAACCUGACCUUCAGGCUUAUCACUGAUAAGAUACAGGAAUUGAUCCAACUUACAUACUAUUACGAGAAGCAUAUCCAAAAGAAAAGCGAUAAAAGUAGUUCCCGUCUCAAGAAGUACACUGUCAGACCUCAGCCUCCAGAAUACUGGACAGCUACACCUAUCCACGUGCUCGUCCCUGCUGAUCCUUGUCCCGCUUGUAUCGAAGCCCGCUGGCUAUCUCGCGUAACCGACUCCCCAGAAGUGCCAUUCGAUAAGGCGAUGUGUGCAACAGCGCUGAAAGAGCUCGCUGACGAGCCAGCCUUCGAGAGGAGUGACAGAAUACACCCCCUCACUGAGUGCCGAGUGCCGAGCAGUAGACUCAUACUUGCCAGGCGAUAUAUGCAAUACUAGCCCAUGCCCGCGACUUCGCCCGCGUGGAUUUAGGUUUUUGAAAUCCCGUGGGAACU
Molecule: messenger RNA, 1813 nt
Organism: Maniola jurtina (meadow brown)
Lineage: Eukaryota; Metazoa; Arthropoda; Insecta; Lepidoptera; Nymphalidae
Product: coiled-coil domain-containing protein 63-like
Exons: 12
Coding region: 69-1757 (562 amino acids)
Source: RefSeq, a predicted model, not a curated record